UGCAGGACAAACAAAAGGGCACCGCGCCACGGAGAGUAACCCGUGACACGGUGGACAACCCCGUCUGACUGUGGAAAUCCCCGUGACGCGAGAUCCCAUUUUUUAUUUUUAUUUUUUUCUGCUGGAAUUAUCAACACGCCACGAUUACAACACAGUGCCACGCGCGGGAAUGCCGCUACGUGGUAGCAGGAUUCGUGGCACGAGAAAGGAAAAGUGUAACGAUUAUUUUUUUGGCUUUAAGUAUCAGUUGCUGCUUCCCAUUUUUGCCAUUUUCAUUCUCAAUUUCCUUAUAUUAUCACCUUUUCUCAAAAAAAUUUCCACUUUGACAUCUCUGACCACCGUGGCACGAAGCCUUGCAUCGACACUCGUUAGGUCCCACAGUGACGCGGCACGAGUCACCGUGACACGGUGUAUGUUCUCGGUGCGCGUGAACUUGUUUUCUCGUAGCUGCUGCUGCCUGAGCUCCGCUACUUCCCAUUGCUGCUGCCUGAGCUCCGCCGCUGUCCAGGGUUCACCGUGACACGGAUACUAGUCACCAUGUCACGACAUCAGCUUCCUGUGCCGCGGUGGUUGCGGUUGUGGUGCUGAACAGUUGCAGCAAUUUUUGGGCUUUUGGAACUCAAUUCUCCACCAAAUUCGCUCCAAUUUUGUGAUUUUUUCCUCAAUUUUCAAAUUUCUUUAAGGAUCUAUCAUGCCUAGACAACGAGAUCGCGGUCUUUCUACUCGUGGCCGACGUCAGGCUUUUCAGGAGGAAACUCCCACAGUUCCUAAGGGCAUGGACGACGAUGCCCUAGAGACCGAGUCUUGUCCUUCUUCGAGUAGGGGCAAGUGGAUUCCACCUCCGUGGACGCCGGAUGAGUUGGUUUUCUGCCGUGAGAACCACGUUUCUCACCGUCCACUUGCCGGCAUAGUCGAUGGCACGCUUCGCCAUCAUGGAUCCGGAGCAAGAGAUUUGAUUCCCCAGUUAUAUGGGAUUAUUAUGAGGGAUCCUAUUACAAACGCCUUGUGGGAGUCUGCUGGUUUAGGAGAUUUCUAUUCGACGGUCGUAGGAUUUCGCAGCCCCCGGGGUUGUGGCCUGACGGUUGUUCAUGCGUUGUUGGUGUAUAUUUGGGAUACCAGCAACACUUUUCACUUUGCUUGGGGGGAGAUGACAGUGACCACGCUAAAUUUUAGCUUGUUCAGCGGUUUACGCUUCACCGAUUGGGUCGUACAACAGAUUCCUGACCUUACUUGGCGGGCGGCUGAGGUAGCAGAUUUGUUAGGACUCAGCCGGUGCCUCGAGGUGGUCCUAAGAGCGGGCGUUCAGAGUUGGAUUUUUUUCUAGCCCCUGGCUUUGACAUGGAUGAGACAUCACCUGAGCAGCGAGUGCGGAUCUUCAUUUUGAUUCUCAUUUUUGUGACUCUUUCUCCUGAUAGGAGUUCAUGUGCGCUCAUUUGCUACCAUCCCUAUUUGGUCAGGAUCGGCGAGAUAUAAUUCUUUAGUUGGGCCAGCCUUUGAUAUGCCGAUCUUCUCUCGUCCCUAUGUCAUGGUUGUAGGCAGCUUAAUGACCAGGCCCCAAUCACUGUCUUCGGUUUAUGGAGAGUCGUAGAGGGAUUGGCCCCUCGAUGGCGUCGUGGAGCGGUCCAUGACUUCCUUGUUGGAGCUAGCUAGCGUGACCGAGGCGAGUCACGAGUGGAAUCCGUCCCUACGCUGCGCGAGCUGCUGCAUCGAGGCACCUUUUCCAUUGGUGUAAGAAUUAAUUUUUCCGUAGGUUAUUCUCUACCUUGAUGUUAUUUUCGGCAUUCAUUGCAACUUUUUAUUGUGUUCAUGUUGUUGUUGAGAUUCAGUAUCGACCUUGUGCUGGGAUGACUAAUCUUCCCAAGGCCUUGCGGCUUUCGCCGUACAAUACUGUUUUUGUUGGUCCUAGAUGCUUUUCUUGGUAUCUUGGGGAGCGUGUUGUUUGACAGCACAGUGCUGAUCGCUUUACGGUGCCCUUGCCUCCACCGGAGUCAAUGUUGGACUCACGUUUGCUUAAAGAGUUAAUAAAUAGGGGAGAGCGCUACACUUUUCUUGGCAGGAGCUUGUGCGUAUGGAGGGAGAUUAUUCGCAGGACUUACUUCCCCUCUUUGGCUCCUCCACCCUAUCUUCCCGAGACGACUGUUCUCCGUAUGGGGAAGAUUGAGGUCCCGUCUCAAUUUGUCUGUUACCCUGGGUCAAUCGAUAUCACUGAGGAUCAUAUUGCUGACGCGCCAGAGGGUUUAAGACAGGCACAUGAGUCUUUGCCUGAUGUGUUUGAGCCGCCUACACACUUGACCGUGAUGGGAUUCAUGAAGCUGGUUGACGCUUUGAAGUACUGCAUCAUCAAGCUUCGACGUGGCGCAAGUUGUCGAGGCGGUUCUGGCGAUGUUCUCAAGGAGCAACGGAGGACUCGCUUGCGCUCGAGCCACAGAGGCUCGGACGAGGGGGAGCCUAGUCGUGGCAGACCAUCUCAUGAGGUUUGUCGGCAUUCUCAGUCUCAGCAGCAGCCUCUGUAUUCUCGGGCGUUUUAGGAGGCUCAGUGGUAGCAGCCUCAGCCUUCUCAACCAUUCCAGCACUUUUAGGGUCAGUGACAGCGACUUUCAUCUUCACAGCCUUCACAUCCUGAGUUUAGGCCAGUCAUUACUCCUGUGGACCAGGGUUUAUACUCAGUUCCAAUGUCUGGGGCGCUUCCUCCACCGGUGCCGGCUUAUUUAAAGUUCCAGUGUCUGGGACGAUGCCUCCACCAACGCUCCAUACCUCUUGGAGUAAGUCUACGCCGUUUGCCAGUCGGACGGGUCCUGCUUUGAGAUUGUCUGCUACUGGAGCUACAAGGACUAGUAGGGAUACUACUCCUCGUACCCGGAUGAUGGAGGGACUCUUUGGUUCAUUGUUCCCGUAUUCACAAGCUGGAUAUGACACUGAUUCUCACUCUUAUAGUUCUAUAGAUUUUUGACCGAGGGUUUUUAUUUUGUACUUUGGUUGAUGACACUUGACACUGUUUAUGCAUCAUGAUUCACUUUGUAUAUAUAUUAUAUUCACAGUUUUUGCAUU
Messenger RNA from Chenopodium quinoa (quinoa), 3048 nucleotides. RefSeq lists its product as uncharacterized. The transcript is spliced from 6 exons. The record is from RefSeq and is a predicted model, not a curated record. NCBI's taxonomy places the organism in Eukaryota, Viridiplantae, Streptophyta, Magnoliopsida, Caryophyllales, Amaranthaceae. The coding region runs from base 1992 to 2528 and encodes 178 amino acids.